CCCGCCCCGCGCACACGCGCCCCGGGGCUCGACUAGCACAGCAGCCCGCAGCCUCCCACUGCCCUGCCAUCGGCGGCGGCGGCGGUGGCGGCUCUCGGCUCUUUGAGCCUGAGUUCGGUGUCCCGCUGUCUGCCUGCACCUCCCGGAGUGGGGCGGACAACCACGUGGCGGCUGUGUGUCUGCCGGCUGUCCUUCCCUGCUGCAGUGACUGGUCCCCUUCCCCGGCCCAGCUCCCAACCCCCCAGUCUGCUUCCUCUGUCUGUCUGCUCUGCCUGGGGCACCUGCCAGGAGCCCAGUUGCCUGUGUGAGUGACAGACAGGACCGAAGAACGGUCUGCUGAGUGGGUGGCUGUAGCAGGCUGCCCUGUUUUCUCGGACCCUCAGCUCCCAUCCUUGCACGCAGCCUAGCUGCCACACCCUGGGAGGCCACCGGCUUGCCCUCGCAACUCGCGGAAUGGACUUCUGAGGGCGACCUGGAGACAACAGGCUCGUGGAAGUCAGCAUGUGGCGUGGCUGGGCCGCCCUCUUGCUCCUGCUGGUGCUCCAGGGUGGCUGGAGCUGCCGAGACCUCCUCUGCUACACAGAUUACCUGCAGACGAUCACUUGCACCCUGGAGACCUGGAGCCUGCAUCCCUUGCUGCUCACCCUGACCUGGCAAGACCAGGAUGGAGAGCUACAGGACGAAGUCACCUCCUGCAGCCUGCACAGGGCCGGCCACAACGCCACGCACUCCAGGUACACCUGCCACAUGGAUGUGUUCCACUUCAUGGCCGAUGACAUCUUCAGCGUCAACAUGACGGAUCCAUCUGGCAACCACUCGCAGGAGUGUGGCAGCUUUAUCCUGGCUGAGAGCAUCAAGCCCGCCCCCCCUUUCAACGUGACUGUGACCUUCCUGGGAUAUUACAACGUCUCUUGGCGCUCUGACUACGAAGACCCCACUUUCUACGCACUGAAGGGGAAGCUGCAAUACGAAGUACAAUACAGGAACCGGGGAGACCCCUGGGCUCGGAGUCCAGGGAGAAAGCUGAUCUCCGUGGACUCCAACAGCGUCUCCCUGCUGGCCCGGGAGUUCCGCCAGGACUCAAGCUAUGAGCUGCAGGUGCGGGCAGCGCCCCAGCCCGGCUCCUUCUUCCAGGGCACAUGGAGCGAGUGGAGUGACCCGGUCAUCUUCCAGACCCAGGUGGAAGAGUUGAAAGCAGCCUGGGACCCUCAUCUGCUGCUUCUCCUGUUGGUCCUUGUAGCCCCUAUCCUUGUCUUCUUGGGCCUAAAGAUCCACCUGCCUUGGAGGCUGUGGAAGAAGGUGUGGGUGCCAGUGCCCAGCCCGGAGAAGUUCUUCCAGCCCCUGUACAAGUGCCACAGUGGAGACUUCAAGAAAUGGGUGGGCACACCCUUCAUUUUCUCCUGCCCGGAUCCAGGACCUUGGGGCACAGAGGCCCCCUUGACCCUGGAGAUGCAUGACAGCCGCCCAUCACACAGUCCCACCAAGAGCUCGGGGCUCACCGAGCUGACUGGGCCGGCAGACCUGCUGGAGACCGAUGGGCUACCAGAGCCAGGCUCCCAGGAGCCAGUUCCACCCAGGGCUGUCAGCCUGGGCAGCUCAGCCGACAGCGAGGAGCAGGAGCGGCCUUAUGGCACAGUGUCCAUCAGCACGGUGACCGUGGAGGGUGCAGAGGGGCCCUGUGACUGGCCCUGCACCUGUGGGGACGACGGCUACCCAGCUCUUAACCUGGACCCCAGCCUGGAGCCCAGCCAGGAUGCUGAGGACCCACUGUUGGGAGGCCUGCGGACCACUGUCCUCCCUUGUUGCUGUGUCUCAGCAGGGAACCCGGAGCCAGGAGGCGACCCUGGGGGUGGCCUCCUGGACAGAUUCAACCUGUCCUUGGCCGGGGAGGAGGCUUGGGCCACCAGCCCGCCCUGGCAAGGCAGGCCACCCGAAGGGGUCUCUGACAGUGAAGCUGGCUCGCCGCUUGCCAGCCUGGACAUGGACACGUUUGACAGCGGCUUCGCUGGCUCAGACUGCGGCAGCCCCGUGGAGUGCGACUUUGCCAGCCCCGUGGACGAGGGGCCUCCUAGGAGCUACCUCCGCCAGUGGGUGAUCACAGCCCCACCACCCACAGGCCCUGGGCCCCAGGCCAGCUAAGUAAGGUUGCCUGACCCUAGCUCCACUGAGACACGAGCCAGGGCUGGGCUGUGGACGUUGCAUAUGUGCGAGGGUGUGGGGUUUGAGGGCAUGCUCUCCUGUCUGUACCUGCGUGAGGCUGUUUCUCUGGGCAUGAUGUGUGCCCAGGGCUGGUGUCAUGUGUCCUCCUGUCACAUAUGUGGUACCUUUGUGAGCAGCACACACGCUGGAGGCAGGCUCCGCCCUUCCCCUUCCGGGCACUCCGCAGGUGGCCCAGAGGACAGCCCAGCCUCCUUCCCCAGGCCCAGCCUCCAUCGUCACCUGUCAGCGGGGACGGGCUGUGCUACCUGGGACAGGUUGUUGUGCAUCUGAGCCAGAGUCUCCCGGUCCACUCCCCGUCAGAGUGCAAGACCCGCUGCUGACGUCAGCUUCCUGUCUUCCGUGGCUGGGACGCAGGGUGGUGCCGUAGGUGGGUGGGGGCGAGAAACCAGACGGCCACCAGCUGGGGCGGUCGGGACUGUCCCACCUCACAAGUGGGCACGUGGGGGUUUCCAGGCUUCAGAUCUGGCUGCCUUGUCUCAUAAAACAGCCCCUUACCCACCA
This is a messenger RNA of Ochotona princeps (American pika), 2721 nucleotides long. It is a transcript of the gene IL21R, whose product is annotated as interleukin 21 receptor. Gene Ontology annotation, cellular component: external side of plasma membrane; membrane. Gene Ontology annotation, biological process: immunoglobulin mediated immune response; cytokine-mediated signaling pathway. Lineage: Eukaryota; Metazoa; Chordata; Mammalia; Lagomorpha; Ochotonidae. The record is from RefSeq and is a predicted model, not a curated record. Bases 502 to 2139 code for a protein of 545 amino acids. Gene Ontology annotation, molecular function: cytokine receptor activity; protein binding. The transcript is spliced from 9 exons.